UGUUCAUUAUAUACAGAGGGUAAUUAGGGUAGUGCAAUUUUUUAAACUAUAAAGCAUAUUGUUUAGCGUAGCCAGGGAGUCUGCUCAGAACAAACACAAAGCUUCAGUUUGCUUCUGAAGUUUAACUGCACUGUUUUCCUGUGAAAACCCAUCUGUGUUCGCUGAGCUGUCUGAUUCUGCCCAGUGGGAAAGAGCACUCAGGCUGUUCUUUUGGCAGCCAAAUGCAGGCCGGGCUCCCCAUGGCUGCCCACACCUGCUGGGAUAACCCUGGUGGGCAGCACCUCACAGCUGUUUUCUCCCUGCCCAGUGGGCCGGGGCAGGAGGAAGGGAAGGAAAAAAAGCAGGAAAACUUGGUGCUUUCACCUGGUGCCUGUCAAUUCCAAGCAUAUUGGACACCACUCCAUGUGAAAGUAAGGGAUGGAGGAGAAUGCCUUGACUACAUCCAUUGUGGAACACCAUAUGUCUGCCCUGGACUCUGGUUCACACUGGGGUUCCAGAAACUUCCCCAAACACAUUUUAAUUAUUUACUGUUUCUUCUUUGGGUAAUUGUAGAUUCUUUUUUGAGAGAGAAAUUGUCUAGGAUGGAUUAUUUAUUUUAAAACACACCUCACAACCAACUUAGGUGCAUUUUUCCUAGUAUUAUCUCACAAAAAAUGUAAGUUACUCAUAAGUGCUUUUAAAAUGACCAAGUUAGUUCUACAAUCUCUUACUUUGUUUACUAUUUUGCAGUUAAGUCUCUGUUCACUGUAUGGCAAGUGCACCGUAACAUGAACAAACACUGCUGCAGGAAGCUGCUGCUGCUGGCGCUUCUGAAAGGGUUUCAAAACUGAGAAAGAGCCCUUAACUGCAAUAAUUACAGCAAAAUUCCCAGUUUAGGCAGAGAUUAAUGACUUUGCAGGUGGCAGAGCAAUUGUGAGCAAUUUUUCAUAGAUGUUGAAGCGGUUCCUGCUGGCAGGCGCCGUGUGCCAGCAGCUGCCAUUCGGGAAUGGCUGUCAGCCAUGGCACCGCUUGGCAAAUGUUGCCUUCAACCAUCCUACAGUGGUGCCAAUGAGGAGCCAAGUGUCCAGACCCUCACCUGGCGUAGUUUACACCCUUUCCACCUGGGCCAGUUCUUCAGAAGCUGGAGAUGCUCCAUGGUGUGUCUCCCCUCUGCAAGUACCUGCCCAAGUGCCUCCUGCUCACAUUGUGGGGAUUCCCCAGCUUGGGAUUCCUCAGCGGUGCCAUGGCCACACCACAGUUAUUUUAAUUCCAACUACCCUGGCUGAUUUCUUCGUGGGGAAAGCAAUGUCAUGUGGAAGCUUCACUGCAGCUGCUGUGCUGAAGCUGCCCACAGCUGACACCUCCAGGCCUAUGAUUCUGGCAUCCCCAGCAUAAGAAAGACAUGAAACUGUUGGAGCAACUAUACAGGAUGGCCAUGAAGUUGAUGAAAGGGGUGGAGAACCUCACCUGCAAAGACAGGCUGAGAAAGUUGGAGAUGUUGAGCCUGGAGAACAGAAGGUUGUGUGGAGAACUCAUAGCAACCUUCCAGUAUUUUAAAGGGCUGCAGGGAAGACUCUUUGUCAAGAGCUGUAGUGACAGGACAAGGGGAAUGGAGACACAUUGAAAAAGAGGAAUUGAAGUGAGAUAUUAGGAAGAAAUUCUUCACUGUGAGCAUGGUGACACAGUGGAACAGGUUGCUCAGGGAGGUUGUGGAUUCCCCAUGCCUGACAGGGUUCAAGACCAGGUUAGAUAUAAGGCCCUGAGCUCCACGGUCGAGUGGUAGGCGUUCCUCACAUGGCAGGUGGGUUGGGACUAGAUGAUCUGUAAGCUCCCUUACAACCCCUUAGCAUUCUAUGCCUCUGUUUCUCAGCGGGAAACAUUGUGCUGCUCUGGCACAGCUCUAGGCCGUCGGCAGCACCGAGUAGCUCGCUGACAAGGCCACGGCCGGCCCCGUUCGCUGUCCCUGACGGCGCGGGGCGGGGCGGGGCGGGGCGGGGCGCUGGUACCGGCGCUGCCCCCCCGCCGCCUCAGAGCCCGCCCUCAGCCCCGCCCGCCCCUCGCCUUUGGCGCGAAAACGGCCUCGGGGGGCGGGGCUCUGCCGCACAGCGGCCGCCGAUUGGCCGGCGCGGCGGGCGCGCGGUCCACGUGGUACGCAGAGUGGCGCGAAUCGCUGUGGGGCCGGGCCGGGGCAGCGGCGGCGAUCGGGAUGGAUCUGGCGGUGGCGGCGGUGGGGGGCGCGGGCGCGGCGCCGCAGCACCAGCAGAUCCGUGAUGAAGUGGCCGAGAAGUGCCAGAAGUUGUUCUUGAACUUUCUAGAGGAGUUCCAGAACAGCGAUGGGGAGGUCAAGUACCUGCGAGAUGCUGAAGAGCUGAUCCGGCCAGAGCGGAACACGCUGAUCGUCAGCUUUGCGGAUUUGGAGCAGUUCAAUCAGCAGCUCUCUACCACUAUUCAGGAGGAAUUUUACAGGGUUUAUCCAUAUCUGUGUCGAGCCACAAAGUCUUUUGCCAGAGACCACGGAAAUGUUCCUGCAAACAAGGACUUUUAUGUUGCAUUCCAGGACCUGCCUACCAGACACAAAAUUCGAGAGCUGACUUCAGCAAAAAUUGGCUCCCUGCUACGCAUCAGUGGGCAGGUGGUUCGUACCCACCCCGUCCAUCCAGAGCUGGUCAGUGGAACCUUCCUGUGCCUCGACUGCCAGACAGUGAUCAAAGAUGUGGAGCAGCAAUUCAAAUACACCCAGCCAAACAUCUGCAGAAACCCGGUCUGUGCCAACAGAAGGAGAUUCCUGCUGGACACAAACAAAUCAAGAUUUGUUGAUUUCCAAAAGGUGCGCAUCCAGGAGACGCAGGGCGAGCUGCCCCGCGGCAGCAUUCCGCGCAGCCUGGAGGUGAUCCUGCGCGCAGAGGCCGUGGAGUCUGCCCAGGCGGGUGACAAAUGCGACUUCACCGGCUCGCUGAUUGUCGUGCCUGACGUGUCCCAGCUCGCCACACCAGGGUUACGUGCAGAAACCGGCUCGCGGGUGACGGGGUCAGAGGGCUACGAAACCGAAGGCAUCCGGGGGCUGCGCGCCCUCGGCGUCCGGGAGCUCUCCUAUAAGCUCGUCUUUCUGGCUUGUUACGUGGCACCAACGAAUCCACGGUUUGGUGGAAAAGAGCUCCGAGAUGAAGAACAGACUGCAGAAAGCAUUAAAAACCAAAUGUCUGUGAAAGAGUGGGAAAAGGUUUUUGAAAUGAGCCAAGAUAAGAACCUUUACCAUAAUCUGUGCACCAGCCUCUUCCCCACUAUCCAUGGUAAUGAUGAAGUAAAACGUGGGGUCCUGCUGAUGCUCUUUGGAGGAGUUCCCAAGACCACUUCAGAAGGCACUUCAUUGCGUGGGGACAUCAAUGUUUGUGUCGUUGGUGAUCCAAGUACAGCCAAGAGUCAGUUUCUAAAGCACGUGGAUGAGUUCAGUCCCCGUGCUGUGUACACCAGUGGCAAAGCCUCCAGCGCCGCGGGUCUGACGGCGGCUGUGGUGAAAGAUGAGGAGUCCCACGAAUUUGUCAUUGAGGCUGGAGCACUGAUGCUGGCAGAUAACGGUGUUUGUUGCAUUGAUGAAUUUGACAAGAUGGAGGUGCGGGAUCAAGUAGCCAUUCACGAAGCAAUGGAACAGCAGACAAUAUCCAUUACUAAAGCUGGAGUGAAGGCUACUCUGAAUGCCAGGACCUCCAUUUUGGCUGCAGCAAACCCAGUCGGUGGCCGCUAUGACAGAUCCAAGUCACUGAAACAAAAUAUCAACCUGUCAGCUCCCAUCAUGUCCCGCUUUGAUCUCUUCUUCAUCCUUGUGGAUGAGUGUAAUGAGGUGAUAGAUUAUGCCAUUGCCCGGCGCAUCGUGGAUCUGCACUCCAGAGUGGAGGAGUCUGUUGACCGUGUUUACUCCUUGGAUGAUAUCCGAAGGUAUCUGCUGUUUGCAAGACAGUUUAAACCAAAGAUAUCCAAGGAGUCUGAGGACUUCAUAGUGGAGCAGUACAAGCGGCUGCGGCAGCGCGAUGGCUCUGGAGUGACCAAGUCGUCCUGGAGGAUCACGGUGCGGCAGCUGGAGAGCAUGAUCCGCCUGUCUGAGGCCAUGGCCCGCAUGCACUGCUGUGAUGAGGUUCACCCGAAGCAUGUGAAGGAAGCUUUCAGGCUUUUAAAUAAGUCCAUCAUUAGAGUUGAGACUCCUGAUGUAAAUUUAGACCAAGAUGAUGAACAGCAAAUGGAGGAUCAAGAGGACCAAGAUGGAGUCAAUGGUGAGGCAGAAGCUCCAGCUGGGGUCAAUGGUCUUGUGAAUGGGAUCAAUGGCCAUUCUGAGGAUGUGAGCAAGGAUGCUGCACCCAAAGCUUCUCUCAGGCUGGGCUUCUCUGAGUACCGACGCAUUUCUAAUCUCCUGGUGCUGCACCUCAGGAAAGCAGAGGAAGAAGAGGACGAUGCAGCACUAAAGAGGAGUGAACUUAUUAAUUGGUAUCUAAAGGAAAUAGAAUCUGAAAUCGAAUCUGAAGAAGAACUAAUAAAUAAAAAGAAGAUAAUAGAGAGAGUCAUUCACCGACUUACACAUUAUGACCACAUUCUGAUUGAACUGUCCCAGUCAGGACUGAGAGGAUCCACUGAAGAGGAGACUUUUGAUGAUGAUCCAUACCUGGUUGUCAACCCAAACUAUCUGCUGGAGGACUGAGGAUUGAGAAUGGCAUUGUAGAGCUCACUGGUUACAAGCUGGAAAAUGCAUUCUUAUCUUGCAGGGGUUUCUGUGUGGCUGAUUCCUUCUAUUCCUGUGACUGUGCCAGAGUGUGGCCAGUAAUAUGGGAUUUCUCACUUACACUGAGCACACCUGGAAAGCUUUUAAAGACGUGACACACAUGUAUUAGUUCCACUGUUAGCUCUGAAUUUCAGUGCCAUCAUCUGGAUGCAGAGGAGAAUCACCCAAUAGCUUUUUUCAUCAUCAAGCUAUGUAGAUGUUUCUGUUUUAAGUAAGAUUAAUUUUACGUUGUUCUUCUUUAGUAGACAUUUUAUGCUAUAGGUUUUUACUGGUUUUCUUAUUAACAUAAAUAAAAGCUCAUUAAAUAUUUGGGGGUGGAUUUGUUGUUACUCACAUGUGAGAUUGCUGUUUUCUAUGCCUGUCAUUUGAGGCUGAAAAAAAUAGUGAUCUAAAUGUUUAAUGUCUUAAGGACAACAAAAUUUCCUGAAUGACUGAUGCUCUUUUUUAAGAAGUUUUUUUAACUUCCUGUAAUAGACAAUGAGAAACUGAUUGCUUCUCUUUCUUUUUAGAUGGACUAAAGAUGUGCAGGCUCCUGCUGCAUAUAUCAAGUAGAAAAUAGCAAAUAGCCAAGCCCAAAGCAAGGCUUUAAGCAGGGCAGAAACCCCUACCUUGAUGAAUGUCUUGACUUGUAAGUGAAUUGAAAACUGACACCAUUUGUGAGGGAUUUUUAAGACUAUAUUUGUAAACCUGUUUGAAGAUCUUUCUAUAAGAAAACUUUGCUUGAAUUUCUACUCUCAAAAUUUUUACUGUAAACUACAGGAUUAUUAAAUUAUCUAUUAAGAAUUUUAAAUACCUGAAUAUUUGUCUUGUUUCCUGGAUGCCAGCACCUCAGAAACAUUUGUAAUG
Motacilla alba alba is the source of this 5593-nucleotide messenger RNA. It is a transcript of the gene MCM6, whose product is annotated as minichromosome maintenance complex component 6. Gene Ontology annotation, molecular function: ATP binding; single-stranded 3'-5' DNA helicase activity; single-stranded DNA binding. The record is from RefSeq and is a predicted model, not a curated record. NCBI's taxonomy places the organism in Eukaryota, Metazoa, Chordata, Aves, Passeriformes, Motacillidae. The coding region runs from base 2186 to 4666 and encodes 826 amino acids. Gene Ontology annotation, biological process: DNA replication initiation; double-strand break repair via break-induced replication; mitotic DNA replication. The transcript has 17 exons. Gene Ontology annotation, cellular component: nucleus; MCM complex.